AUUAGUUGAUAGCAAGAUGAAAUCAUCAUUCUUAGUGUGUAUCAUUCUGGCGACGGUAUUCAUUCUGAACGUUUCCGGCAAUAGCAAUAGCAGCUCCUCUGAGGAUGAGUUGGACUCCCCAGUUGGUGUCGUCCUGACCCGUUCCAAAACCACGUCCCGCAAAUCCCAGACCUGCCGGCGAAGUGUCCAGAAGAAUUGCUCCUCCUCCACGAAGACCUGCGCUCGCCUGGGAAGAGCCAACAUUUGCCAGGCUUUCAAGAACGACUGUGACCGCCAACUGAGCAACUGUGGCGCCAAAAAAUUCUAUCGCAAGGUUAGCCUGGUCCUCUGUCGUGGCUUGCCCAUCGAUGUCCUGCGACCCUGCGGAAGUGGGCAAUCCAUUGCCAAAGGGCCUUAGAAGAACUUGAACAAAACUGUUAACUA
Molecule: messenger RNA, 423 nt
Organism: Drosophila erecta
Lineage: Eukaryota; Metazoa; Arthropoda; Insecta; Diptera; Drosophilidae
Exons: 2
Coding region: 17-397 (126 amino acids)
Source: RefSeq, a predicted model, not a curated record